GUAAUGAGUCCGCUAAUUAUUAAUAAUUUAUAGCCAUUUUAAUAAUUUGUAAUAAUAAAUUAUUAAAAUGGCUUCAAAUACUUCAGAAAAAUUAAAAAUUAUUGUGAAAACAUCUAAGCAUGCACAAUUAGAAGAUAUUAAAAAUGUUCCGGCAGCGGAAGAUAUGUAUCCAAAUCAAGGUUCUAAAAGGGGUGUUGUACUUGUAGUGAAUAACAUAGAAUUCGAGAACAAUGAACAUGAAAAACGUUUUGGUGCUGAUGUUGAUGCUAAAAAUUUAAAAGAAUUAUUUACUCAAAUGGGAUUUGAAUGGAUUUAUUGGGAAAAUUUAACUCGUAAGGAUAUGAGGCUUAAGUUAAGAGAAUUUACGAAUGAUUCAAAUACAUUGUUAAGCGAAGUUGAUUCAUGUUUUGUUAUUGUUAUGUCGCAUGGAGGUGAAGAUAGAAGUCCUGAAGAAACCAUUUUUUGGACUCAUGACAAUUAUAAAAUUAAAGCAUCUGAAAUUAUAGAAAGUUUCAGUAAUUCCAAUUGUGUACUAUUACAAGAUAAACCAAAAAUUAUAAUUUUUCAAGUAUGUCGAGGUGUUCUUGAAGAUAGGGCUCUUAAGAAGCAUAAUAUAGGAAAUGUAGGGGAUAAUCCACAACUAGAUAAGUCAUCUACAAAUCAGAAUUUAGGUGAAAGUGUUAAAACAAUUUCAAAUAAAUCGGAUAUGCUUAUUUGUUAUACAACUAGUCCUGGUUUUGUAAGUUUUCGUGAUCCAGAUAAAGGUGCUUGGUUUAUUCAAUGUUUUUGUAAAAUAUUUAUGAAUUACGCGUACAAUACCGAAAUUAAAAAACUUUUUGAUAUGGUUACUGAUGAAGUAAUUAAAAAACGUACAAAAGAUUUUGCUCUACAAAUGCCCUAUAUUAUAAAUGUUGGCUUUCGACAUUCGUUUUAUUUAAAUCCAAUUUCCGGGUGGAAUAUAAAUAUUAGGAUCUUUUUAAAGAAAUUAAAAAAUUUUUGCUCUCAUAUGUUUUAUUUUUUUUCAUUGGUAACGGUGACCUUUGCAAUUAUGGCUAAUCUUGAGUAGGCUUAUUAUUCUAUGUUUUAUUUUAAUUCAGAGUCCCAUAUGUGAUUAUAUACAGUUUAUGUAAAUUCAGUGUUAUAUGUUUCCAAUAUUUGUGAAAUAUUUUGUAAUAUUUGUAAAAAUAAGUUUUUUUU
This is a messenger RNA of Chrysoperla carnea, 1197 nucleotides long. Its product is annotated as caspase Dronc-like. Gene Ontology annotation, biological process: proteolysis. The record is from RefSeq and is a predicted model, not a curated record. NCBI's taxonomy places the organism in Eukaryota, Metazoa, Arthropoda, Insecta, Neuroptera, Chrysopidae. Gene Ontology annotation, molecular function: cysteine-type endopeptidase activity. The coding region runs from base 68 to 1066 and encodes 332 amino acids. The transcript has a single exon.